AUGAUAAUUAUGGAACGAAUUCGUCGUUUAUUUACAAAAACAAAUACAUAUCGUCGUUUAUCUGAAAUACCUUCAUUAUCAACAUUUGGCAAUAUUGCCAAUACAACUAAUAUGAUUACACAUAAUCAAGAACAAACAAAAAAAAGUAGUGUUUUUGAAAAACUUGGACAAAAAAUAAAUACUAUUAAAGAAGAUAUUGCUGAUAAUAUUGAACGUCGUAAACAAUCACAUAAUAAUGCUAUUAAUAAUCAGAUACAUUUUAUUUCACGUGCAAAUCAAGCAGAAGAUUCAUUAAUUAUUGAAAAAAAAUCAUCAACACCAAUUGAAAUUCGUCAAAGACAUGCUUCUGGUGAUGAUGGUUCGAUUACAGAACGUUCAUUUUCAGCAUCUCCAUUAGGAACAGUCGUUACAAAAAAAUCAACAAAUGAAACAUCAACUGUUCCAAUCAUAGAACCUGUACAAAGUGAUUCAUUUCAAGAUAUAUUUUCAACAGAAAAUAGUGAACGAGCAAAAGAUAUGCUUAUGAAUAAUGUACGUCAAGGUAUACAUCGUAGUUAUAGUGGAGCACUUAGUGAAACUGGUUCAGAUGAUAAUGUUAUUAAAAAACCUGAUUCAAUUGAAACAAUAAAUAAAUCAAAUAUUGUUAAUAAUGAUAAAAAUAAACAAAAAUUAACUAUGUUAUUAGUUGGACCAAAAUUUCGUCAACAUACUAUUGAAUCAGAAUCAAAUUUUAUACGUGAUACAAUUUAUCCAACAUCUUUUAUUGUUGGUAUUAUAUCAAUAAUAAUUAUAUUAUGGAAACCAUUAUCACCAUUAAUUAGUGGUUUUAUACUUGGUUUUAUAUGUGCUUCAUCAAUUGCUUAUAUUAUUAUACGAAUGUAUCUUAAUACAAAAUCUGAUGAAUUAAAUGCAUAUGAAUGGAUAGAUUUUCCAGAAUUAGAAUCUGUACUUCAAGAAAAAAUAACUAAAAUUGAUAAAUAUAAAAGUUUACCUAUAUGUUGUGAAGUUGUUUUUGGUCAAUAUGAUCCUGAUCAAGAUGAACAAUUUAUACGCUAUCCAAUUGUUAUGAGUCUUGAUAAUGAUCAUCUUAUUAUUCAAUUACCAACAAAAGCUAAAACAGAAGAAAAAAAAGAUAAAGAAAUUGGAUUUGUUGGUCAAAGAGAAUAUUUAAUUAAAGAUGCUAAAUUAAUACUUGUUCCUGAAGCUACAUUAUCUCGUAUAAAAUAUUGGGUAAAUGAUUAUCCUAUUGUAAUACAAAAUAUUCAAAUAUUAAAUAAAGAAAUAACUAAUAAACAAAAUUAUGAAAAAUCAAAAUUUGAUACUGAUGAAUUUUUUAAUAAUUCUCAAACAACAUUAAGUAUUUUCUUUGAUACAUGUCCUGAUAAAGAAGAUUGGUUUUAUAAAUUAUUAUUUGCUUCACGUAAAAGCAAAGAAGAAACUGAAAAUACUCAUCAACCAUUAAUAAAUACAUCAACAAUUUCACAAAGUUCUUCAUCAAUAUCUCGUUCAAUGACUCCAAGUAUUUCUGAUACACAAAUUCCAACAAUAAGUUCUCGUACUACUUCAAAACAAUCUAAUACAAUUAAUAUUGAUAGUCUUGGACAAAAAAAAUCUAAUGAACCAAUUGGAUCACCUUAUUUUGAUACAAUAUCAACAACAUCAUCAAUAUCAUCAUUAGAAAAAAAUCAAACAGAAAUACUUCGAAGUCAAAUAAAUGAAAAUGAUAUUGUUAGUGAUAUGACACAAGCUCGUAUUGGUGCUCAAGAAUUACGUGCAGAUAUAUUAGAAAAAGAUAAAAAAUUAAAUGAUAAAGAUUCAGAUAAAGAUUCAUUUAAUUUACAACGUAGUGGUUCAUUAAAAAAAAAAUUUCGUAAACAACAAGAAAAUCUUCAUCGUAUACUUCAGUCAUCUGAUUGUCUUAAUGAAGCAGCUAUAACAUUAAAUUUUCUUGUACGUCGACUUUUUUGUGAUGUUUUUCAAGAAUCAUUAUUUAAAGAUUUAUUAAAAGAAAAAAUUGAACUUAAAUUAAAAGAACUUGCUGUAAGUGUACUUGAAGAUUUACGUGUUGAAACAAUUGAUAUGGGUAAUACAUUUCCUAUUAUUCUUAAAGUUGAACCAAUGCAAUGGAAUAAUAAAGGACUUUGGUUUAAUUUAUUUCUUUUCUAUCGAGGUAGUUUCAAAAUUACAAUUCGAACUCAUAUAUUUCUUCAACGAUUACUUAAUACAAAUACAAAUACACAUACAACUAGUGAUCCAUCAAUGUAUUAUCAACAUCGUUCAGGUCAAAUUAUAUAUAAAGAUGAUGAACAUACAGAAAACGAAGAUUCUGUUCAACGACAAAAAUUAUUAACUAAAGAUCCUGAUAUACCAGAAAAUGCUGCUGCAAGAAAAUUAGGUUUAAUAUUAACAAAAGUAGCUGGUAAUAAACAUUUUCAACGAUUUGCUGCUUUAAAACCUGUUGCCGGAGUAAUAGAAAAAUUAUCAAAUGCUGAUAUUGGUGCAAAUAUUGAAUUAAUGAAUUUUAAUGGAAUUAUGACAAUUAACAUUCCACCACCACCAAGUGAUCGUAUAUGGAUUGGCUUUUCUGAAAUGCCAGAUUUAAAUCUUAAAGUAACUCCAGUCUUUGGUGAAAGUAAAUAUUCAUAUACAUUAAUUCAUGAUUUUCUUGAAUCUCAAAUUCGAGAUGAAAUCAAACGUCUUCUUGUUCUUCCAGCAAUGGAUGAUCAAUUAUUACCAUUUUUUCGUGACUGGGUUAUUGAUAUGAUGAGUGAAAUAGCUACAAAAUCAUUGAAUAAAAAUCUUAAUCGAGCUGAAGGUGUAGAGUCUUAA
Molecule: messenger RNA, 2829 nt
Organism: Rotaria sp. Silwood1
Lineage: Eukaryota; Metazoa; Rotifera; Eurotatoria; Philodinida; Philodinidae
Source: the annotation of a GenBank genome assembly